Molecule: messenger RNA, 2098 nt
Organism: Eleginops maclovinus (Patagonian blennie)
Lineage: Eukaryota; Metazoa; Chordata; Actinopteri; Perciformes; Eleginopidae
Product: alpha-N-acetylgalactosaminidase-like
Exons: 9
Coding region: 282-1586 (434 amino acids)
Biological process (GO): oligosaccharide metabolic process; glycoside catabolic process
Cellular component (GO): cytoplasm
Molecular function (GO): alpha-galactosidase activity
Source: RefSeq, a predicted model, not a curated record
CACCGCUUGGUCACGUGGCUGUGGUUUAUUUUCUAUUGGAGCGGUUCACUUUAUUUCUGUACAAAGGAGUCUAUCACGGGUUUUGUUUAAAGGUCUGAGCGAGUAAACGUGAUACAAGGUUUACCGAACACUGCAGAAAACGUAUAGAAAGAAGAAGAAGAGAAGAAGAAGAAGUAGGAAAAGAGGAAGAAGAAGAAGAUCAAAUCUGAGGUUCGGAGUUGAGGAUACUCAUCCCACUUCGACUUUCUUCCUUCACUGAGAGCAGGUUACUACAUUUAAUAAUGCAUUUAGCAGUGCUUUUAUUUGUGUCUUCGCUCUCUGUGGCCACCUUCGCCCUCGACAAUGGACUGAUGAGGGUCCCUCCCAUGGGCUGGCUGGCAUGGGAACGAUUCCGUUGUGACAUCGACUGUGACCACGACCCCAAGAACUGCAUCAGUGAGAAUCUGUUCAUGGACAUGGCAGACCGACUGUCAGAGGACGGUUGGAGGGAACUGGGCUACGUGUAUGUGAACAUAGAUGACUGCUGGUCCUCCAUGAAGAGAGACGACAAGGGGCGGCUGCAGGCUGACCCCAAAAGAUUCCCAGGAGGCAUCCAUAAACUGGCACGCUACAUGCAUGACAGGGGUCUCAAGCUGGGCCUCUAUGGGGACAUGGGCACACACACCUGCGGGGGCUACCCGGGGACGACACUGGACAAGAUUGAGUUGGAUGCUCAGACCUUCGCCGAUUGGGAGGUGGAUAUGUUCAAAUUUGACGGUUGUUAUUCUAACGCCACAGAGCAAGAGCAGGGUUACCCUCUAAUGUCAAAGGCUUUAAAUGCGACGGGACGUCCCAUUGGAUACUCCUGCAGUUGGCCUGCGUACCAGGGGGGGCUACCACCUAAGGUAAACUACACCCAGUUGGGUGAGAUCUGCAACCUGUGGCGUAACUAUGGCGACAUCCAGGACUCCUGGGACAGUGUGUUGAACAUUAUUAACUGGUUCUUUGAAAACCAAGAUGUCCUGGUACCUGCAGCUGGACCUGGAAAGUGGAACGACCCAGAUAUGUUGAUUGCUGGUGACUAUGGCCUCAGCAUGGAACAGUCUCGGUCUCAGAUGGCUAUUUGGGCGAUUAUGGCUGCUCCUCUUUUUAUGUCCAAUGACUUGCGCACCAUUAGCAGUGGGGCCCGCAGUAUCUUGCAGAACAAAAUUGCCAUCAGCAUCAACCAGGAUCCCAUGGGUAUCCAGGGAAGGCGCGUUGUAAAGGAGAAAAGUGGCAUUGAUGUGUACUGGCGCCCCCUGUCAAAAAAUGCCAGUGCUUUGGUAUUCUUCAGCCGCCGUAAUGACAUGCCCUACCGCUACCAGACCACCCUCGGCAAACUCAACUACACCGCUGGCAGCUACAAGAUCUAUGAUGUCUUCACGGAGAAGACCAUGACGCUGAAAGACUCCACUACCUUCGUGGUGUCCGUGAACCCAACAGGUGUCGUCAUGUGGUACGUGUCUGCGCCUGCCAAACGAAACCUCCGCCAAUUCUACAGAGGUGGCAGACUGCAGGGAUCAGUCUUCGAUGACGAUGAAAACGCCGUUCCACCUGUCUUCCUCUGAUCACUGACUGAUUGAACUUCAUUAUAUAAGGGAUGUUAAGAGUGUCAUCUUAAAAGCAUGGCACUAGCUAUUACAAGUACAGGAAUCCCUUGAAGUUCAGGGGAAGCCAUCUGGAAAUAACACUUAGCUGAUUUUUUUGUAUGUGAUUUUUCACUUGCAGUAUCAAUGGAAAUCAUUUAAAAAGGUCCAAAACAAACCCCACUUAAUGUUAUAGAAAAAGCCAUGAUUUUGAACACAUUUAUGUAAUUCACAGAGCAUGAGAGCAGAUGAUUAAUUGUAUAAAAAGCUGAAAGACUGGUCUCAUAUCAGCACUUAAACUCAGACGUCUCUCAUUUAAAAAAAAAAACCAAACAUUUAUUUGAAGUAAGCUUGAAAGUCUGGAGGUCCUGAUGUUGCAGUGUUGAGGAUGGGAAUAGUUAUGAACUGAAACAUGUUUAAGAAAUUAGUUUAUUUUUUUAAUGGAAAUUAUUCUGUGAAUUAUGUUCUUCACUGAAAUAAAUAUUUUAAAUAAG